Fusarium mangiferae is the source of this 2316-nucleotide messenger RNA. RefSeq lists its product as uncharacterized. The record is from RefSeq and is a predicted model, not a curated record. The coding region runs from base 1 to 2316 and encodes 771 amino acids. The transcript has a single exon. Lineage: Eukaryota; Fungi; Ascomycota; Sordariomycetes; Hypocreales; Nectriaceae.
AUGAACUCCACGCCCUACCAGCCUCUUCGAUCAUCCGAUGGUCAGAUCAGGUUGUUGAUACUUCAUCCCGCAUCGGAACACGACGCUCCUAUACAAUGCUUCCUUGAGCCAGCUAUUCUGUCUUCCAACCCCGCCUAUGAGGCUCUAUCAUACACCUGGGGCGAUCCCGGGAACGGCUCUAACAUCUCGCUCAGUAAUCACGAUUUUCUAGUCGGAGACAAUGCCGCUGCCGCACUCCGCAGGUUGCGGUGGAAGAAGAAAAAGCGAGUCCUCUGGAUCGACGCAAUAUGCAUCAAUCAGACCGACGUGGACGAGAAAAAUACACAAGUUCCCCUUAUGCAAAAGAUUUACGGACAAGCGCAAAACGUCUUGGUCUGGUUGGGUGAGCCUACCGAUGGAAGUAUUCUGGGCAUGAGACUACUCCAGAAUAGGAUGGCUAGUGUUGGCUGGCAUCAGUGGAAGAUUGACAAAGACUACGGCAAACCAACGCUUCCAUUUACCAAGUCUUUUAGAAGUUCUAUUGCGCUGAUGAAUCGUUCCAGAUUAAUACAGGAGCAGUCGAAUGGGGAAGUGCGCGAGCUUCUUGAUCGACCUUGGUGGCGCCGAACCUGGAUCAUACAAGAGGUCGUGCUGGCAAAGAACAUCCAGAUACUAUGCGGCGCCGAGGUCGUCACAUGGGAUUUAGUGGCAUCUCUGUUUAAACGGCUCAAGAUGACGCAGGCUGAGGUUCAGGUCUUCGGUGUGAAGCUGAGUGAUCGAAACAUAUAUCCUGAUCAGAUGUACAACCUUAUCUCUCGGUAUCAUCAAGAAUGGCAUUCGAACGGUGGAAGACUCGAUCUUUUGGACGUGCUAUACCAAUUCAGAACGUUAGAGUGCACAGUUGCGCAUGACAGGAUUUAUGGGUUUUUGGGUAUUGUACAUCCUGAUGUGGCUGCCAAGAUAAGCCCGGGAUAUCAUCUCGAUGUACCGCAGGUGUACCGUGAGUUCGCAAGGACUAUGAUACAAGUUACAAACAACUUGCAUGUACUGAACUGCACAAGAUAUUGGUCAGGCGUUGAUAUUGGCACUCCACAGCAAGAGGCAUACAGUAUCCUAGAGCAGUCGAGAUACUACGACAUCCAGGCUCUCAUUUCCGACGGACCAGACAAAAAUCCUAGAAGAGGCUGGGCAAGACUGCCUGAUGGCUGGGAGAGAAUACCCAGCAGGGACAGGUCACUCUUUCGAGACAAUAGGGACAGGACCAAACAGGCUUCUGAGUCGAGCCCUUUGGCGGGCGAGCAACCUGUGAGAGCUGAGCAUUUCAUCAAACAAAGAGAACUCCCACCAGGAUGGACCAAAGUCUGGGACAAUCUUGGCCGUGCAAGAGUGGUGUAUGGCGUUGGGGAGACGACGAGAGAGCAAAAGCUGCGAAAUGAAAGAGAGCUUCUUCGGCAGAAGCUAUCCAGAUUGCCGUCCUGGGUAGCCAACUGGGAGUGUCCAAGUCGAUGGGAUCCUAAGCCAUUUAUCACAUUCUCACUAUCGCAGCCUAGAUAUUCCGCGUCUGGAAGGACUACUGCGGCACUGAACUCUCAUCCUAAUCCACGGGUUCUGUCUCUCAGAGGUCAGAUUAUUGAUGAAAUCAGACAGCUUGGCCCCGUAUGGCAUCCCGAACCUGACAGGCCCCCCAUCUCCAGGAAAGGCAUCAAUUCUCUUGUUGAAUGGGAAAGUCUUGCCCUGAUUGAGCUUCCAGAUUGCCCGUAUGGUGGUGCUGAGGGUCGCACUCACGCCCUCUGGAGAACGAUGAUAGCCGAUUAUGCGGGUGCAGAAGCAGCUGACAGCGAUGACUGGGCUUACAUUGAGACAUGGUACGACCGGACUGGAUGGGGUCGUGAGCUCCCAGAUAUGGCAUCGAGAGGAGUAUUUGAGACGGUCACUCUUGAGGACGAAAUAAAGGAGCUCGAGGUUGUGAUGAAUGCCCAGUUUCUCCAGAUUAGACCUGUGCCUAAUCUGAGAACUCGCGAGAUUCUGAAGCAUCCAUUGGGGGAUUUCUCCCAUAGGAAGAAAAAGUAUGGAGGUUACAUCAAGCGCAUUUACGACGCCUGUGCGCAUCGCUCGUUGUUGGUGACUUAUGGGGGUUAUAUGGGAUUGGCGCCUUGGAAUGCGCAGAUCGGUGACAAAGUGGCUAUUCUUCAUGGCGGCGAGACGCCAUUUAUCCUUCGUAAUAUUAAGGGGACAGAAGACUUUUCUCUUGUAGGCGAAGCUUUUGUAUAUGGGCUGAUGGCUGGGGAGGGAAUGUCGGAUGCUUCUAGCAGAGCACGCGAGAUUAAUAUCUUGUAA